Coniosporium apollinis CBS 100218 is the source of this 1608-nucleotide messenger RNA. RefSeq lists its product as uncharacterized. The coding region runs from base 1 to 1608 and encodes 535 amino acids. The record is from RefSeq and is a predicted model, not a curated record. NCBI's taxonomy places the organism in Eukaryota, Fungi, Ascomycota, Dothideomycetes. Gene Ontology annotation, molecular function: heme binding; iron ion binding; monooxygenase activity. The transcript has 8 exons.
AUGGCUAUUCAUGUUACCAUUGUUCUCUCUGUUGGAUUUCUCCUCGUCGUUGGCCUCGUCCGGUUGACCCUAGCUGCGGCAAGGUCAAAGUCGCUCCCACCAGGUCCUCCCACGCUGCCUAUGAUUGGUAAUCUGCACCAGAUUCCGACCAAAAAAGCAUACCUUACAUUCCAGAAAUGGUCCAAAGAGUACGGACCCAUUGUUUCCCUAAAACUAGGACCGGGAAAUUUGAUAGUACUCAACACAGCACGCGCAGUGCGGGACUUGUUUGACAAGAAAGGGGCGAUUUAUUCCAGCAGACCUCCCAAUCAUAUUGGUACCGAGCUUAUCGCUCGGGACAACACCCAUUUGCUACUCAUGCCAUACGGAGCAGAGUGGCGAAACCAGAGGAAAGUCUAUCAAUCGAUUCUCAACAUCACUGCUGUAACGUCGCUGCAAAGGCUUCAGGAGGCGGAAGCCGUUCUUACUCUACAGCAACUUAUGCAGACACCGGAAAAAUACUACGAUCACAUCCGCCGGUAUUCGACAGCAGUCAUUUUGUCUUCAGUGUUCGGCAUUCGAGGUCCAGAAUUCGAAGAUCCAAACAUUCAGCGCCUCUAUCACGUCCAAGACCAGUUUACAGCCAUCUUAGAAACUGGUGCCACUCCGCCAGUUGACAUAUUCCCCUUUUUGAAACAAAUACCCACGUUCAUGGCUCCAUGGCGGAAAUGGGCCCUAUCAAUUCGAUCUGAACAGCGGCAGCUGUAUUUUGAAUUGCUCAAGUGUGUCAAGGAUAGACUUCAACGAGGAGUCCGCAGAAACUGCUUCAUGGACGAGCUCCUGGACGAGUCCAAACGCGCGAAACAUGGCUUGGACGAGGAACAUAUCGCUUAUAUUGGAGGUGUGCUCAUGGAAGGAGGCUCUGACACAACUGCUUCUACCUUGCUUGCAUUUCUAUUGGCCAUGGUCAAGUACCCCAAUGUUCUCAGAAAAGCACAGGCGGAGGUAGAUCAGGUUUGCGGUACUGAGAGGUCACCAACUAUUCAAGAUGUGGAAAAGCUGGAAUACAUCAAAAACUGCGUAACGGAGGUCUUGAGAUGGCGACCUGUGGCUGCGGGUGGCAUUGCUCAUGCCUUGAUUGAAGCAGAUGAUUCGUACGGCCAAUAUCUGUUUCCAAAAGGCUCUGUGUUCCUAGCAAACACCUGGGCAAUUCACCACGACCCGGAUUGCUACGAUCGCCCCGAGGAAUUCAUGCCAGAGCGAUACACGAAGAGCGAAUGCGGCUUCAAAGAUGGUUAUGAUGCUCCUGACGCAAUCCGCAAAAUUUAUGGAUUUGGAGCUGGGAGACGAGUUUGUCCUGGCCAGCACCUUGCAGAAAAUUCUUUGCGGAUCAACAUGGCGAAACUCGUCUGGGCAUUCUCCAUCAGUCCUGGCAAGGAUGUCAAUGGGAAGAGCCUAUCGAAAGACGAAAUCGAUGAUUCAAUCGAAACACAAUGGACAGACGGCUUUUUGACAGCUCCAAAGCCAUUCCCUAUCACCAUCCGUGUGCGUUCUCCGGCACAUGCAGAAGUUAUCGACCGAGAACGCAAAACAGCAGCGAACGAGGUGUUCCGUGGGUACGAGGGUUAA